AUGCUUCGAUCCACCCUCUCACACAUGCAAAAGUCGGUUCGAGUGGCCUCCAUGGCCCGACAAUCCAUGGCUGCCGCCCGACUCUACUCCACAGACACCAACGGCUCUGGAUCUGGAAUCGAGGAGAUCGAGGAGCUGCGACAGGCUGCCAUUGACUUCUGCGCCGCGGAGAUCACUCCCGAGCUCCAGGAGAAGACCGACGUGGACAACGCCUUCCCCAACCAUCUAUGGGAGAAGUUUGGAGAGGCUGGUUUCCUCGGAAUGACUGCUCCUGAGAAGUACGGCGGUCUCAACCUCGGCUACCUCGCCCACUCUGUCGUUAUGGAGGAGCUGUCUCGAGCCUCUGGUUCUAUCGCUCUCUCCUACUCGGCGCAUUCCCAGCUGUGCAUCAACCAGCUGUCUCUGCACACCACCCCCGAGCAGGGAGAGAAGUACCUGCCCGAUCUGAUUGCCGGAAAGAAGAUUGGAGCUCUGGCCAUGUCCGAGGCCGGCGCUGGAUCCGACGUUGUCUCCAUGAAGACCACCGCCAAGAAGGUCGACGGAGGUUAUGUUCUCAAUGGUACCAAGAUGUGGAUCACCAACGGUCCCGACGCCGACUACAUGGUCGUCUACGCUAAGACUGAUCCCGCUGCCGGUGCCCGAGGAAUCACCGCCUUCAUUGUGGAGAAGGGCAUGGACGGCUUUUCCUGCGCCCGAAAGCUCGACAAGCUCGGUAUGCGAGGCUCCAACACCGGAGAGCUCAUCUUCGAGGACGUGUUUGUGCCCGAGGGCAACGUUCUUGGUAAGAUCAACGGCGGUGUCUACGUGCUCAUGUCCGGCCUGGAUCUCGAGCGACUGGUGCUUGCUGCUGGCCCCAUUGGUUUGAUGCACAGAGCUCUGGACGAGGCUCUUCCUUACGUCCACACCCGAACCCAGUUCGGUAAGCCCAUCGCCCACAACCAGCUGCUGCAGGGCAAGCUCGCCGACAUGUACACUGCCUUUGCCUCCACUCGAGCCUUCCAGUACCAGACUGCCAAGGCGGCUGAUCUCGGCCAGCACACUUCCAAGGAAUGUGCCUCUGUCAUUCUGCUUGCUGCCGAGCAGGCCACCCAGGUUGCUCUUGACGCCAUUCAGUGCAUGGGUGGCAUGGGCUACAUGAUGGAGACCGUUCCCCAGCGUCUGCUUCGAGACGCCAAGCUCUACGAGAUUGGAGCUGGAACUUCUGAGGUCCGACGAAUGCUCAUUGGCCGAGCCUUCAACAAGGAUUUCGCAUAA
Molecule: messenger RNA, 1254 nt
Organism: Yarrowia lipolytica CLIB122
Lineage: Eukaryota; Fungi; Ascomycota; Dipodascomycetes; Dipodascales
Biological process (GO): L-leucine catabolic process
Molecular function (GO): 3-methylbutanoyl-CoA dehydrogenase activity; flavin adenine dinucleotide binding
Source: RefSeq, a predicted model, not a curated record